This is a messenger RNA of Indicator indicator, 1696 nucleotides long. It is a transcript of the gene UTP15, whose product is annotated as UTP15 small subunit processome component. Gene Ontology annotation, molecular function: protein binding. Bases 1 to 1563 code for a protein of 520 amino acids. The record is from RefSeq and is a predicted model, not a curated record. NCBI's taxonomy places the organism in Eukaryota, Metazoa, Chordata, Aves, Piciformes, Indicatoridae. Gene Ontology annotation, biological process: rRNA processing; positive regulation of transcription by RNA polymerase I. The transcript has 12 exons. Gene Ontology annotation, cellular component: nucleolus.
AUGGCCACGUACAAGCCGGUGGUGGUUCAGGGGUUCCCUAAGCUCGGGGAGAGGAUCACGCAGGACACGGUGUACUGGCGGGGCUACAAGACACCUGUUCAGAUAAAGGAGUUUGGUGCAGUAAAUAAAAUUGACUUCUCCCCAGUUUCUCCAUAUAACUAUGCUGUCACAGCCUCCUCAAGGAUCCACAUUUAUGGUCGAUACUCUCAGGAACCUAUCAAAACAUUUUCUCGCUUCAAAGAUGCUGCUUACUGUGCCACAUACAGAGAUGAUGGCAAUCUGCUUGUUGCUGGUAGUGAGGAAGGGAGCAUACGCCUCUUUGAUGUUAGUGGAAGAGCACCUCUGAGACAAUUUGAUGGUCACACUAAACCCGUUCAUGUUGUGGGCUUCCUGUCUGAUAUGUACCGAAUAUUUUCUGCUGGUGAUGAUUAUGCGUCAAGUUUGUGGGAUAUCCCAAGUGGUACAGAAAUCAUUUCAUACAAUGAACAUACGGACUAUGUGAGAUGUGGCUGUCCAAGUAAAGUGAAUGCAGAUGUCUUUAUAACAGGUUCCUAUGAUCACACUGUGAAACUGUUUGACACACGAAUGAAAAAUAGUGUCAUGACAAUAGAACAUGGUCAGCCUGUGGAGAGUGUGCUCCUGUUCCCUUCCGGUGGGCUUCUAGUAUCUGCAGGAGGUCGAUAUGUCAAAGUUUGGGAUGUACUAAAAGGUGGACAAUUACUGGUUUCACUUAAAAAUCACCAUAAAACUGUAACUUGUUUAUGCCUGAACAGCUCUGGACAAAGGUUAUUGUCAGGAUCGCUGGACAGGCAUGUGAAGAUUUAUAGUACUACUUCUUACAAAGUAGUCCACAGCUUUAACUAUGCAACGUCCAUCCUCAGUCUGGCGUUGUCGCCUGAAGAUGAAACCAUAGUUGUAGGCAUGACCAAUGGAGUGCUAAAUGUUAAACACAGAAAACCUGAAGUAAGGAAAGAAAAGAGUGUGAAGAAGAGACAACCAGCAUAUAGAACCUAUGUGAAAGGAAGAACUUACAUGCCAAAACAGGAAGAUUUCUGUGUCAGUAAACCUGUAAAACGUGUUUUGAGGAAGUAUGACAAGCUGCUAAAGAGCUUUCAGUCUUCCAAGGCCCUUGAUGCAGUACUGGAGCCACCCAUCAGGCUUUAUACUCCUGAAGUUACAGUUGCAGUCAUGCAGGAACUACAUCGCAGAGGAACGCUGAGGAGCGCGCUUGCAGGCCGAGAUGAGAAGCAAAUCAAUCUUCUUCUUACCUUUGUGGCAAGGCGUGUGAUUGAUCCUAGAUUUACUUCUACACUGGUGACUGUUGCAGAUAUAAUCACUGACAUUUAUCAGCCUGUGGUUGGGCAGUCGGCAGUUGUUGAUAGACAGUUCUUGAAACUUCAGAAAGCCAUAGGAAAAGAGAUUGACUAUCAAGAGGAACUACUGGAAGUUUUGGGAAUGAUGGAUACACUGUUUGCUACUUUUACGAGGAAAAGAGCUGCUUAUCUAGAAGAGAGUAAAAGUAAUGGUCUUGGAGAGACCAUUGAAACAAGUAUGAAUAAUUGACUGACAACUAUCACCAAAAUUUGUCACAAAAAUAAUGUGGACUUGUGAAAUACCUGUUCUCCUGGUAACUUUUUGUAAUAGUGACUUUCAAAAUAAGCCUCUCAAGAUGUGGCUUUAAAUAGGCUGAAUUAUU